UGUUAGUGUCUUCAGAUAGGAGUUAUUCCAAAGACUGGAGAAAGAUUGCUUGUUGGCGCUCAGUCUCGUCGGAGAAAGUUUGUGAGGGUUUGAUUGGGUUCUUAGCAGCCAUUUUCAGACUGCCCCAAUAGUACUCCCGACAAAUCCCUAACUGAGGGUCAGGGAGCUGUGGAAGGUAGCUAAAUCGAAGUGUGGAGAUUAAUGUCUCCUGAGGAGACCAGACUAUAAAAUAAUCUUAGUUCAGCAGGAGGACAGGUACAAUCGCAGAAUAAACAUCACAGCCAAAGGAACAAGACAGUUGAGUUAGGGCCUGUGAAAAUUGAACACAGUGUAUGCUAACUGCCUCCCACUUGCUUCCAGUUCGCUAAGAAUACUUUAGUCCCAAAAGCACUCUCUGUGAAAGAAGGGACUGGAAAAAGAUACUUGUACACCGAAUUUAUGGCAGCAUUAUUCACAAUAGCCAUAAGGUAGAAGCAGCCCAAGUGUCCAAGGAGGGAAUGAAUAAAUAAGCAAAAUGUGUUAUAUACUUAUAAUGAAUAUUAUUCAGCUUUAAGAAGUAAAGAAACUGACAUAUGCUGUAACAUAGAUGAACUUUGAGGAUAUCUUUCUAUGUGAAAUAAGCCAGUCACAAAAAAGAAAUUACUGUGUAAUUCUAUUAAUAGUAGUCAAAUUGAUAGAGACAGAAAGUAGAAUAGUAGUUGCUAGAGGGAGGAGGGGAAUGGAGAGUGGCUUUAAUGGGUAUAGAAUUUCAGGUUUGCAAGUUAAGUUUUCUGGACGUUGGUCAACAAUAUGAAUGAACUUACUGCUGAACAGGACACUUAAAAAACAGUUAAGAUGGCCUCGGAAGACCAUGGCUGCUGCUAAGGGAAUGGCCAUUGGCAUUGACCUGGGCACCACCUACUCCUGUGUGGGGGUGUUCCAGCACGGCAAGGUGGAGAUCAUUGCCAACGACCAGGGCAACCGCACCACCCCCAGCUACGUGGCCUUCACAGACACCGAGCGGCUCAUUGGGGAUGCCGCCAAGAACCAGGUAGCCAUGAAUCCCCAGAACACUGUCUUUGAUGCCAAACGUCUGAUUGGCAGGAAGUUUAAUGAUCCUGUAGUGCAAUCAGAUAUGAAACUUUGGCCUUUUCAAGUAAUCAAUGAAGCAGGCAAGCCCAAGGUAUUGGUGUCAUACAAAGGGGAGAAAAAAGCUUUCUAUCCUGAGGAAAUCUCUUCUAUGGUACUGACAAAGAUGAAGGAGACUGCUGAGGCUUUUUUAGGCCACCCCGUUACCAAUGCUGUGAUCACUGUACCAGCCUAUUUCAAUGAUUCUCAACGCCAGGCCACCAAGGAUGCAGGCGUGAUUGCGGGUCUCAAUGUGCUAAGAAUCAUCAAUGAACCCACAGCUGCUGCCAUUGCGUAUGGCUUAGAUAAAGCAGGUCAGGGAGAGCGACAUGUCUUGAUCUUUGAUCUAGGUGGAGGCACAUUUGAUGUGUCCAUCCUGACCAUAGAUGAUGGAAUUUUUGAAGUGAAGGCCACAGCUGGGGACACCCACCUGGGAGGGGAGGACUUUGACAACAGGCUGGUGAGCCACUUCGUGGAGGAGUUCAAGAGGAAGCACAAGAAGGACAUCAGCCAGAACAAGCGGGCCGUGAGGCGGCUGCGCACCGCCUGCGAGAGGGCCAAGAGGACCCUGUCGUCCAGCACCCAGGCCAACUUGGAAAUUGAUUCACUUUAUGAAGGCAUUGACUUCUACACGUCCAUCACCAGAGCCCGGUUUGAAGAGUUGUGUGCAGACCUGUUUAGAGGCACUCUGGAACCUGUGGAGAAGGCUCUUCGGGAUGCCAAGAUGGAUAAGGCUAAGAUCCAUGACAUUGUGUUAGUGGGGGGCUCCACUCGUAUCCCUAAGGUUCAGAGGCUGCUGCAGGACUACUUUAAUGGUCGUGAUCUCAACAAGAGCAUCAAUCCCGACGAGGCAGUGGCCUACGGGGCAGCGGUGCAAGCAGCCAUCCUGAUGGGGGACAAGUCUGAAAAGGUACAGGAUCUGCUUUUGUUGGAUGUGGCUCCCUUGUCCCUAGGGUUGGAAACGGCUGGGGGCGUCAUGACAGUCCUGAUCAAGCGCAACUCCACCAUCCCCACCAAGCAGACACAGAUCUUCACCACCUACUCGGAAAACCAGCCUGGCGUGCUGAUCCAGGUGUACGAGGGCGAGAGGGCCAUGACCCGAGACAACAACCUCCUGGGGCGCUUUGACCUGACUGGAAUCCCUCCUGCACCCAGGGGAGUGCCCCAGAUCGAGGUGACCUUCGACAUCGACGCCAACGGCAUCCUUAACGUCACGGCCACAGACAAGAGCACGGGCAAGGCCAAUAAGAUCACCAUCACCAACGACAAGGGCCGCCUGAGCAAGGAGGAGAUCGAGCGCAUGGUGCAGGAUGCUGAGAAGUACAAAGCUGAGGAUGAGGUCCAGAGAGAGAAAAUCUCUGCAAAAAAUGCUUUAGAAUCUUACGCUUUUAACAUGAAGAGUGCAGUGAGUGAUGAAGGCUUGAAGGGCAAGAUUAGUGAGUCUGAUAAAAAGAAAAUACUGGAUAAAUGUAAUGAGGUCCUUUUGUGGCUGGAGGCCAAUCAACUGGCUGAGAAAGAGGAGUUUGAUCAUAAGAGAAAGGAAUUGGAGCAGGUGUGUAACCCAAUCAUCACAAAACUCUACCAGGGAGGAUGCACUGGGCCUUCCUGUGGGACGGGGUAUACACCUGGAAGGGCUGCCACAGGCCCCACCAUUGAAGAAGUAGAUUAAUCUUAUCUGGAGCUGGAGGGUUCUAGGGUGCCUCUAAGGUGAAUUUUGUUCCCCUCAUCUUCAAAUUGACUGUCCUGAACCUAAGUUACCAUCCCUUUGGGUUCUGACAAAAGAGUCUUGUAUACCACCUUUUCACAAUCCAUGUUUCUGACUCAGGAAAACUAGGCCCCUCUGAACCAUUUGAUGAAUUCGAAUGUCAUUUAUUUCUGACCUCCCCAACUUUCUUCCUGUGUGGAUGGUUAAAUGUCACUCAGUAAAUUUCUUCC
Messenger RNA from Zalophus californianus (California sea lion), 3042 nucleotides. RefSeq names its product heat shock protein family A (Hsp70) member 1 like (gene HSPA1L). The transcript has 2 exons. Gene Ontology annotation, biological process: protein refolding; cellular response to unfolded protein. Bases 794 to 2776 code for a protein of 660 amino acids. Gene Ontology annotation, cellular component: blood microparticle; cytoplasm; vesicle. Gene Ontology annotation, molecular function: misfolded protein binding; ubiquitin protein ligase binding; ATP binding. Lineage: Eukaryota; Metazoa; Chordata; Mammalia; Carnivora; Otariidae. The record is from RefSeq and is a predicted model, not a curated record.